AUGACCUUCCGCAUCACGUUCGAGAGCCCAGUAUAUGCGCAGCCAGUCAACAGGUUCUGGGGCCAAGAGGUCGACGGAACAGUUCAGCAUGACAACUCCAGCUCUUGGGAUCAAGAGGUCGAAGAGACGGUUGAAUCCGCGGACUUGAACCAAUAUAUGACCGCACCAAAUGCCCCUGAAAUGCUGCAAACACUUGCAGAACACAAUGCAGGUAGUGGCCCGUGCUGGGAUGACUGGUUCAACAUUGGAAUGGACAGAGAAUCAACAUCAUCAAGCGAGGAGAGCCUCUCUCCUACAGCGACAGGCAACAUUGAACAGGCUUCGCUGUACCCCCCAAUGUUCCAGGUGGCCGAGCCUGCAUCAGUAGUCGAUGAUACAGCAUCUUCUGGAUCAGAUAUUGCACCGGGUCCAGCCCCUCCCUCCCAAUCUAGUCAGCCACCGACAAAGAGACGGAAGACGCAAAUGAAAGGAAUCAACUGUACAUCUAGCAAGGUCCGCAGACUCGGUCGUCUAGCUUCGAUACGUAUGGAGGAUAUACUAGAAAGCCCGGGUGCCUCGGGAUCAUCAGCCACGGCGCGUGAUCGUUCUGUUUCUCAUCGCGCUAUAUCAAGGAAAGCCUGGGCGAGCGCAGUGCCCGAUCGCGAGUCAGCGGCUCCUGUCUCCACCCGAAACAUGCAAUUGCCUUCAUUCGCCCCGGAGAUCCCUAUAUCGCUACCGCGGUUCUCCGUGAACCGACGCUCAGACUCGCCCAGUAGCUCCUGGGCAGGCUCGCCACUAUCUCAUGGGCUCGGAGUGCCCUCAAGCUCAUCCUUGGACGAACCAGGCGCACUUACUGCCUCCUCAUCUGGGCAGAAACGUGGACACGAGCACGUAGAGGACUUCGAGGACCACGAAGACCGCGAGGACAUCGCAGUACCCCCGCUUCAGCCACGUCGUUCGUCGGGGGGCCUUGAAGAUAAUCUCGCCACGCAGCCGCUCCUGGGGUCUUCAACGAUCCCCGAGCUUCAGGCACCCGGCGUGAUCCCCGAGAGCAUGCAGAUGCAUGCUCCCCCAUUUUCGCCUCCAAUCCAGGCAGAAUCCACGAAGAUCUGGGAUAAUACCUGCACCUGGAAGCUCGAAAACGGACGUGUUUGUGGCCGACGUGGAGAUCCAGAGGACAUCUGGCAGCACAUACGUGUCGACCACGGUCUCGAUGCGCUCGCAAAGGUCCAACCGCCCCCAACACGCAUACAGUGCAACUGGGCGGGAUGCGAGUUCUACGGGUUCCCCGAGGAAUUUCGUGGACAUUGGGAAGGAGUCCAUCAGGAACGCAUAGAGCGGGAGCUAAAGGAACUGGGCAUAGGGUCCAACAACAAAGUACAGUGCCGGAUUUGCCCAACGAGCGAAAAGAAGGGUUGGGUGAGGAAAGACGGGUUGAACAGACACGUCCUGACUACGCACUGGCGUGCGGAGCGGAUCCGCUGGUGCGAUAUCUGCGGCAAGGAAAGCCGGGAUGAUGUAUACAACAAGAGCAAGCGUCAUCAUCGCUCCUCCUGUCUGAAGCAUUUCAUGGAGAAGAAUUCGCAGUUCGGCGAGACAAUGUACGAUCGGAGCAUUUCACUCAGUCAUAGCGAGUCGGAAUACCACAGCCUGAAGAUUCAUCACGACAUGAGUUCCGCAGGGUAUGAACGGUAUCAUCCAGCGAAGAGACUGCCCAACCAGUUCAUGACACAUCGAGACAGCAUAUCGAUUUACGGACCAUGCUCAGGCUGGGAGUCAGAGCCAGUGGGCGUCAUAGAUGGAGGUUUAGCUGAGAAGGAGAGAGCAACGGAAGACCGCACGUUCGAUUUUUAUGUGCAAACAGCCACCCAGUCAAAGCCAAACACCGGCCGUGCAAGGCGGUCUGGAGACUGGACACAUUCUCAGCGCGGCAAGGAGCAUGUUCAAUCCGCCCGGGCCCUCACUCACCUCGCCACAAUAACUACUGGCUCGCCACCCGACGUGCCUUCCACCCACCUCCAGCGUUUCGGUACCACGUCUUCAGCAUCAGAACGUACGGGAACGAGCUGCAUUGGCCCAAAAGAGGUGAUAUGGAACAUCAACACGCCAAGGGGGGAAGAAACCCGUCCCAAACGGAAGAACCUCACGGAUCUUACAUCCAGCCCUAGAACGCCUGGAAUAGCGCAGAACAGUACUUCGGAACCGCUGAGGCGCAUCGAUCAAGUCAGGUUUGCUUACCUUCGCCCUUCUCCGUUUAUCACAAGACAGCAGGCUAUCUUCCACGCCCCGUCAGUAAGACACUUCGUGAAGACGCGACACACAAGUCCUGACGGAGUAGGUCGAUGCACCCCGAUCUGCGCAGACUUUGUCGAAGUGAAGGCCGGCGCGAGUGAGGAACAUGGGAGACUGGGUGUCAAGGCACAACGGUAUGGAAAACGUCGGCUCCCCCACAACGUCCACACAGCGCUCGAACGACAUCCUGUUCCUGCCUUCGCUGUUUCGGCCGCGCAGGAUAUCGCCCUAGGACAGCUGGCCGACGUCGUGCCGGGAGUCGCUGGGGGAUGGGCGGGAGAGAAUGAGCGUACAAGCAACUGGGGACGAAAAGAACGCGAACGAAUGCUUUCGCUAUCGACGCUUCGAUUGCUGUCAAGAGGUGUCACUCCGCCAGUCGAACUCGGUGGGUCCACCUGCCUCAUUGGGACCACUGAAGCGAGCGAUCGGAGAUCCGACGGGUACUGA
Fomitopsis serialis is the source of this 2718-nucleotide messenger RNA. RefSeq lists its product as uncharacterized. Lineage: Eukaryota; Fungi; Basidiomycota; Agaricomycetes; Polyporales; Fomitopsidaceae. The transcript has 17 exons. The record is from RefSeq and is a predicted model, not a curated record. Bases 1 to 2718 code for a protein of 905 amino acids.